Rhincodon typus (whale shark) is the source of this 2244-nucleotide messenger RNA. RefSeq names its product protein Wnt-11-like. The coding region runs from base 290 to 1135 and encodes 281 amino acids. Gene Ontology annotation, cellular component: extracellular region. The record is from RefSeq and is a predicted model, not a curated record. Gene Ontology annotation, molecular function: cytokine activity; frizzled binding. Lineage: Eukaryota; Metazoa; Chordata; Chondrichthyes; Orectolobiformes; Rhincodontidae. The transcript is spliced from 5 exons. Gene Ontology annotation, biological process: canonical Wnt signaling pathway; multicellular organism development; cell fate commitment.
AACGAGGUCCUGCCAACACACAUACACACACACACACACAGAAUGGUGUUCGGAUGAACCCAGUGCAGAGACAUAGUGGGGCUGUGCAUCAGAGGACAACUUUCAGCAGUGACCCCCGAACGGAUGGACUCCUUUGGAUUUGGAAUAAACCGCGAAUAGAUAUCUGUGCAGACACCCCGGGACUGAAGACUGAAGGUUCAUCUUGAUACAGAGUGGGCCCGGGACCAGAUUUGGACAGGGUUUGGGUCGAGGUUCCUUCUGUUGCUUUCGUUCUGACACUGUUAGCAGAAUGAGAGUGGCACUUGGCUAUGCGCUGGUAUCUGUUUGUGCCCUACUACUCAACACAAGGGUCUGCCACGCCAUUCGAUGGCUUGCUCUGGCCAGGACUGACCCAGCAAUGGCCUUCAACCAGACCCAGAACUGCAAGCACCUAGAAGGUCUGGUCUCAGCUCAGCAACAACUGUGCAGGAGUAAUCUGGACCUCAUGCAGAGCAUCAUCCAAGCAGCUCGAGAGGUCAAGAAAACCUGCCAGAAAACCUUCUCUGACAUGAGGUGGAACUGCUCUUCAAUCGAGCUGGCUCCCUACUUCCCACCAGACCUGGAGAGAGGUACCCGAGAGUCAGCAUUUGUCUACGCUCUCUCCGCUGCUGCUAUCAGCCACACCAUAGCCAGGGCCUGCACCACAGGAGAUCUCCCAGGCUGUUCCUGCGGACCCCUAGCUUCCGAGGCUCCCGGGCCAGGAUUCCGAUGGGGCGGCUGCAAUGACAACCUGAACUACGGAAUUGUGCUGGGAUCCAAGUUCUCCGAUUCGCCGAUGAAGAUGAAGAAAUCCAGAUCACAAGCGAACAAGCUGAUGAACCUGCACAACAGUGAGGUUGGACGGCAGCCUUUAGUCAUUUGCAAUCUCUGCUCUUCCUUUCCUUUCCCUCCCGGCCCACUCCUCCCUUCCCCCUUUUGCAGGCAGUGCAACAAAACAUCCAACGGCAGCGAUAGCUGUACCCUGAUGUGCUGCGGGCGGGGCUACAACCCUUACAUGGAGAAGGUGGUGGAACGUUGUCAUUGCAAGUACCACUGGUGUUGCUACGUGACGUGCAAAAGGUGUGAGAGGAUAGUGGAGAGGUACGUCUGCAAGUGACCCCUUCUCCCAUUCCUCCCCCACCUCCAAACCCCCAACCCCAACCCUCCCUUGCAAUCGCCGACCCUCCCCACCACCCAAAGCCCCAAUCCUGAAUGCUCUUCCGGAAAGAUCUGCAGGGACACUGGAUGCAAUAAAUCGACAAGGCACACCUUGAUGGUUCUGAAUGUGUCAACUUCUAGUUUUGCCUUUCAAGUGGCUCUCUGCCAACACGGUAGACAUUAUUUGAGCUGAAUGCGCUGGAUAACAUUCUUUUGAAAAACCCUGGUCCGGCUUCUCUCUGUGUUUGAAGAAGGAGGAGGAGAUGGAAAACGUCAAUAAAGGGAAACAGUUGUUGUGGUUUGACAACUCUUCAAUCCUCCACAGUAUGGUCUUCCUCCACUAACCCCACUCCCCUCCAACCACCCUCCCUUCUAGCUCAAAGGGAACCCCCAACCACUCAAACUCCUUUGCAGCCCCCUCUUCUCUCUCUCUUUCCCCCUUCCCCUCCCCUCCCACCGCCACAUUGAUAAAGAUGGCUGCGGGUGAUGGUGGGGUGAAUUUGACCACCUCAAGGAACUGCUACAGCUUGGCCCAGAGUUGGGUUUCACCUCAAAGCUGGAGAAGGAACACAAAGGCUCCUGCUUUCGACAUAGCGGGUGAGGGACGUUGGCUGGUGAAGGAGCAAAUCGCGGAGAAAAUUAGGGAAAUCCAGCACGUGGGCAAGGGUGAAGCUAUCAGAAUCAGGGUUGGGGUGGAUGGGCACGGAGAGGUCCAGGAGAAAGCGUACAUGCCACGGAACCAGCCACAGAAGACAGAGCUUCGAAGCUGGAGUGGGUAUAUCUCAGAGAAGCCAAUUAGUCCAAACAGGUUCCGAGGCAGCUCCAUCUCUUUCGGGUGCAGGGAUACAGGCAACUCCAGGUACAGGCAUCAUAGUUUCUCAUCAGAAACAGACACUUGCCAAGCUCCUGAGCAGUGGCAAUGGCAAGGUGGGUUUUCAUAGCUCUCUGGCAGUGACUGUACAUAUGUAAUCUGUAAAUAUAUUUUCUACCACAGGCUACAAGAUAAUUUUUUUUUAAAUUCUGAAAAAAAAAGUAAUAUUUAUAAGACUUUAGAAUUCUAAGUUUUUU